UGUAGCAAGAACCCUAAAUCCUUUUGAAACGAGGGGGCGAAACGCACAGAAUGGCUGCUGCUGUUGGAGCUUCCUUCGAUCUCUUCAAGCUGCCGCUGCUGCGAUCCAGCUCCCGUGGAUCAUCGCUCCGGGCAAGAACUGGUAUGUGUUUUACGCGAUCUGUACAGUGCGCGGCUUCGAAUUCUCUCCAUUCUGUUCCUCGGCUCAUCGAAAGUUUGCUGGAAAAGACCGAUCUCACGUCCGAGCAGACCGAAUCCGUCACGGACAUGCUCCUGGAGGGGGCCGAUGCUGCGCAAAUCUCCGCGUUUUUGGUGCUCCUUCGAGCUAAAAACGAGACUUUCGAAGAGAUUGCCGGCCUUGCUAAAGCAAUGAUUAAGCGCUCUAUUGCAGUGCCUGGUCUCGCUGGUGGCCUAGACAUUGUUGGUACCGGUGGGGAUGGAGCAAACACCGUCAAUAUCUCGACUGGAGCUUGUAUCCUUGCUGCUUCUUGCGGAGCCAAGGUUGCAAAGCAUGGAAACCGCUCGAGUUCUUCAGCUUGCGGAAGCGCCGACGUUCUGGAAGCGCUCGGCGUGGAGAUAAAUCUCGGCCCUGAGGGAAUUGCCAGAUGUGUCAAGGAAGCAGGUAUUGCCUUUAUGAUGGCACCGAAGUUUCAUCCAGCCAUGAAAGUAGUUGGGCCUGUGAGGAAGUCCUUGAAGGUGAAAACCGUGUUCAAUAUCCUCGGCCCGCUGCUAAACCCCGCUCGAGUUCCGCACCAGAUUGUUGGCGUCUACUCCAAAAGCCUUGUACCGAAGAUGGCGAAGGCGCUCCAGCUACUUGGCACAAAGCACGCGUUGGUAGUGCACUCUGAGGGACUGGAUGAAAUGAGUCCUCUCGGCCCUGGAUUCAUAUUGGAAGUCACUCCCACAUCUAUCAAAGAGUUCAGCUUCGAUCCAUUGGACUUUGGUUUCCCUCGUUGUACAGUAGAAGAUUUGCGAGGUGGUGAUGCAGCGUUCAACUCUAAGGUUCUGAGGGACGUGCUUGGUGGACAAGAGGGACACAUCGCGAAUGCUCUGAUUCUCAAUGCUGGAGCCGGCCUUGUUGCGUGUGGAGUGGCCGACGACUUGAAAUCCGGCGUCGAAAUGGCUCAAGCGGCCCAACAAUCCGGCCAAGCACUCAAAGUUCUGGACUCGUGGAUCCACUUGUCCCAGGAAUUGAAGAUGCAAGAAGAAGCCGUGGCUGUUUCCUAGCAGAAGUACUCUAAAUUUUUGGCCAAAAUAAAUCAAGCAAAAACCGCUCAGUAUAACAAGUGGAGGAUUGUCUAUCAAAAAUUAUUUGGUGAACUUACAAAAUUGAGAGGA
This is a messenger RNA of Selaginella moellendorffii, 1337 nucleotides long. Its product is annotated as anthranilate phosphoribosyltransferase, chloroplastic. Gene Ontology annotation, cellular component: cytosol. NCBI's taxonomy places the organism in Eukaryota, Viridiplantae, Streptophyta, Lycopodiopsida, Selaginellales, Selaginellaceae. Gene Ontology annotation, molecular function: anthranilate phosphoribosyltransferase activity. The coding region runs from base 51 to 1226 and encodes 391 amino acids. Gene Ontology annotation, biological process: L-tryptophan biosynthetic process. The transcript has 10 exons. The record is from RefSeq and is a predicted model, not a curated record.